This is a messenger RNA of Candida dubliniensis CD36, 2253 nucleotides long. It is a transcript of the gene MNT4, whose product is annotated as Mnt4p. The transcript has a single exon. The record is from RefSeq and is a predicted model, not a curated record. Gene Ontology annotation, biological process: protein O-linked glycosylation. Lineage: Eukaryota; Fungi; Ascomycota; Pichiomycetes; Serinales; Debaryomycetaceae. The coding region runs from base 1 to 2253 and encodes 750 amino acids. Gene Ontology annotation, molecular function: alpha-1,3-mannosyltransferase activity. Gene Ontology annotation, cellular component: Golgi apparatus.
AUGAAAUUCCAUAUUAAAAAGUAUGUGAUAGUAACAUCAAUACUACUAUCAGUUUUAUUAUUAUUCAAACGACAAUUUCUCCCAUUUCAAUCAAACCCCAAACCGAUCGACAACAACAAUGUACCAAUUUCAUUUGAUUUAAUCAAACAACGAAAUAAAUUUGAAAACCCAAUAUAUACCAAAUGGAAAUCAUCGACAAAUUCUUUAUCUUUAGAUCCUGAUUUAACUAUACGAUGUAAUGAUUAUUUCCAACAAUUAAAUAAAGAAAAUUUCCAAAUUGAUUAUAAUAAUAAUAAUGAUAAUAAUGAUAAUAAUAAUGAUGAUAAAAAAAUUGAUCCAUUUAUUUAUAAACGGAAAAAAUGGCUUAAAGAAAGAAUUAGAAAUCUUCGGAAACAAUAUAAAUUUGAUAAAAAUAAAGAUAAAUAUGAUUUUGAAUUGAUGGCACAAAUGGAAUUUAUAAAUGUUAGUAAAAAACAAUCUAAUUAUGAAUGGAAUAUUUAUCAACAUUUUUCUCAUUCAAGAAUAUUUGGUAAAUGUUUUGCUACAGCUACAACUACAGCUACAGCCAUAACUAAUGAUAAUGAUAAUUCAAAUUCAAAAUUAAAUUCAAAUUCAAAAUUAAAGCAAGAAUUAUGUAAAUCAUUUGUUAAGAAAUUAUAUCCUUGGAUGAGUGGUAAUUUACCAAUAUUUGAAAAAAAUGGGAAAAAAUUAGAAAAAUUAUCAAUUGAAUUAGAUGAAUCAAAUUGUAUAAUUAAUCAAAUAAAUAAAAAUAGUAAAGGAAAAGGAAUUAUUAUACCUUUAAUACAAAAUGAUAAUAAUAAUAAUAAUAAUAGUAAUGAUGAUAAUAAAUCAAUUAAUGAUGAUCAACAAAUUGAAAAUAUUGGUCGAUUAAUUAAAGUUUUAAGAGCAUUAAAUAAUACAUUACCCAUUGAAAUCAUUUAUAUGGAAUUAACUUUAAAUCAUAAACAAAAAUUAAAUGAUAUAGCUACAAAAUUUGAUUCACAAUCAAAUUUUAUUAAACAAGAUAUAACAUUUGUUGAUAUUUCUCCAACAAUAACAAUAACCACCACCACUACUACCACCAACACUACCAUUUCUCAUAGUUUAAUGAUUGCAUUAAGUUCAAUUUUUACAUCAUUUCAAGAAUUUAUUAUUUUAAAUCAACAUAUUAUUCCAUUAAUUGAUUUAAAUGAAUUUUUUAAUAAUGAAAGAUAUAAAUUAAAUGGGAAUUAUUUUUUUAAAUCACCAAGUAAAUUAAAAAAUCGUAUAAUUAAAUUUAAUAUUGGAUUUCAUGAAAUUACUUCAUUUAUGAAAAAUCAAUUAACUCCUAAUAAAUAUGAUCAUCAAUAUUUCAAUUUAAAUAUUGGAUUUGAUUCAAGUAAUAACGGAAAUAAUAAUAAUGAUGGAAAUGUUGUUAUUGAUAGAUUUUUUAAUUAUCAAUUUAAUAAUUUAAUUGAUUCAUCAUUAAUAAUAUUUAAUAAAUGGAAAACUCUUAGUGGAUUAUUACUUAGUUGUAAUUUUGAAUUUUUAUAUUAUAAAGAUUUAUUUAAUAUUAGAUUUUUACCUACCACCAUCAAUAAUAAUAAUAAUGAAAAUUCAUUAGAUUAUUUAUGGUUAGGACAAUAUAUUUCUGGUAUAAAUGAUCAAAUUAUAUUUAAUUAUAAUUAUGCCAUUAUAGCUGGAAUUUUAACUCCUUCACAAAAUUUACCUAAAGAUUUAAUUGAAUCAUUAGAAAUUUGUUCAUCUUCAUUUGGUCAAUUAUCUGAUAAUAAUGAUAUUUCAUUAUUAUAUAUUACAUCUCAUCAAUUACAAAAUUGGUUAAUAAAUCAAAAAAAAUUUUUAACAUUAUUAAAAAAUAAAUAUGAAUUUAAAUUUAAAGAAUUAAUUAAUAAUAUAUUUGAUCCUUCAAAUCAGUUAAUUAAAACUUCAAUGGAAAGAAUUAAUUCAACAAUUUUUGAAAAAUUAAAAUCACAACCUUUAAUUAUAGAAAAUAUUAUUCGUCCUCCAACUUUAAUUGAACCAAUUAAUGUAUUGGGUUAUAAUGAACCAAAUCAAGCAUGGGUUCAUCAAGAAGAAUUUGAUAAAAUCCAAAACAAUAAUGGUCAUGGUCAUAGUUAUGGUCAUCCUUAUUAUUGUGUUUAUAGUUCAAUUGGUGAUCCAUUAAAAGAAGGAAUUAGAGGAUUAUCUAUUAAUGUUGAAAAAAAAUUACAAGAAAAAUAUAAAAAAUUAUUUGAAAUUUGGUUACAAAAUUAA